Molecule: messenger RNA, 394 nt
Organism: Clupea harengus (Atlantic herring)
Lineage: Eukaryota; Metazoa; Chordata; Actinopteri; Clupeiformes; Clupeidae
Product: small ribosomal subunit protein eS8-like
Source: RefSeq, a predicted model, not a curated record
UUUUCUCGCGGUGCGUCAUUGCUAUAAGGUUUGCCCAUGAGCCAUUGCUGUUCCUCUUUCUAGCCGACGCCUGAGAAUGGGUGUCUCAAGGGACAACUGCCAUAAACGCUGCAUGGCGGGUGGCAAACGCAAUCCCGUCCACAAGAAGCGGAAAUAUGAGCUCGGACGCCCUCCAGCAAAUACAACGGUAUCUCAAGGGACAACUGGCAUAAACGCCGCAAGACGGGUAGCAAACGCAAUCCCGUCCACAAGAAGCGGAAGUAUGAGCUCGGACGUCCUCCAGCAAAUACAAAGGUAUCUCAAGGGACAACUGGCAUAAACGCCGCAAGACAAGUGGUAAACGGAAUCCCGUCCACAAGAAGCGGAAGUAUGAGCUCGGACGCCCUCCAGCAAA